Molecule: messenger RNA, 1083 nt
Organism: Cinara cedri
Lineage: Eukaryota; Metazoa; Arthropoda; Insecta; Hemiptera; Aphididae
Source: the annotation of a GenBank genome assembly
AUGUAUUUCAUCUUGAACUUGGAUGGUAGUUUUUUUCAUUCUAAAAGACAAUACCAGUAUAUAUGUCAAGGAACAUUCAGACCUCACUAUAGGUACUUAAGUAAAGAUAUGUCUAAAACCUCAUUAAUUAUUGGUAAACCAUAUCAAAGAGACUAUCUUUCUUAUUCAGUUAGUACUGGUAAAAUAUAUUGCAUCUCAUGUUAUUUGUUUGAAAAUACUUGCAAUUUUUCACGUGAGGGAUUUUCUGAUUCAAAACGUCCUAAUAUAAAAUUAAUCAAUACAAAAAUUCAACAAUGCAUAAAACCUGUACAUUUACAAUGAAGCAUCGUUCCUCUGAUUUAUAAAAAGUGUACUUUAAACUGAGACUGACUACUGGAUAAAUGUGCUUAAUAGAGUUUGCUAUGUUGUUAAAUUAUUAGUUAGUCGUGGAUUAUCAUUUAAAGGCUGAAAUUACUGUUUUGAAUCUUCUGGCGAAAAUAAUGGCAAUUUUAUAAUGGCUAUGAUUAUGUCUGUGAUAUUAUGGCUGUGAUACUCAUUGCUGAGUAUGACCCAUUUUUAUCGAAAUAUAUAUUAAAAUAUAGGAAUCCUAGUAAAGGUCAUACUUCUUAUAUGUCAUUUUUUACUUAUGAAAAAUGUACUCAAAUUAUGGUUUAAAAAGUUGUAAGUACUAUAGUAGAAGAAUUAAAAUCUUCAGCGUAUUAUUAUUCAAUUAGCAUUGAUUCGACACCAGAUGUAUCAAAUGUUGACUAGUUAUCUUUUGUCAUAGGAUAUGUUAAUAGUAUAAGAGAACCUGUUGAACGGUUUUUGGAGUUCAUGGAAAAUAUUGGACACAAAGCUGAACCGUUGGUAGAAGCUAUUUUAUCUAUAUUGAACAAAUAUGAUAUUAAUAUUAAAUUUCUUAGAGGUCAGUCAUAUGACAAUGCUGUGAAUAUGUCUGGUGCUUAUUCAGGUGUUCAAGCCAAAAUUAAGUUAGUUGCACUACUUGCUGAUUUUGUUCCAUGUUCUGCUCACUCUUUGAACUUUAUUGGAUCAUGUGCUGUCAGUUGUUGCAGUGUGGCAAAUAAUUAUUUUUCAUUUGUUUAA